GUCCUGCGCCGUGACGUCACCACGCACGUAAACUCGGAAGAGCAAUCGCGGAAUUCCCCUUCCCCGCGUCGCACGCAGCAAGCAGCGACAACAACGACAACAACCACGAGCAGCAGCAGGAGGAGUCUAAAGCAGAACUAAGAAGUCGUCGCAAGAGGAGCCGACGUUCCACCCGCCGCCAUGGGAGCCGCGAUUGGCAUCUGUUCCAUUGCGAGCUGGAUCCCGUGCCUGUGUGGCCGUGCGUCCUGCUUGCUGUGCAGCUGCUGCCCCAGCGGCCGCACGUCGACGGUGACGCGCCUCGUCUACGCCUUCUUCCUGCUGCUUGGUACCAUCAUGGCGGCCGUGAUGCUGGCACCGGGGCUCGAGAAUCAGCUCAAGAAGGUGCCAGCGCUGUGCCAUGGCGGCGCCGGCACGCAGGUGCCCGGCGUGCACGGCUACGUGAACUGUGACGCGCUCGUGGGAUACGAGGCCGUGUACCGCGUGUGCUUCUCGCUCUCCGUCUUCUUCCUGCUGCUGUCGAUCAUCACCAUCAACGUGAAGACGAGCCGCGACCCUCGCGCCUACCUGCACAACGGGUUUUGGCUGCUCAAAUUCCUCCUGCUCGUCGGCAUCUUGGUCGGGUCCUUCUUCAUCCCUAAAGGCGGCUUCACCACCGCGUGGUUUUACGUCGGCAUGGUCGGAGCGUUCUGCUUCAUCCUCAUGCAGCUCAUCCUCCUGGUGGACUUUGCCCACUCCUGGAACGAGUCCUGGAUCGAGAGGAUGGAGGAGGGAAACUCACGCUGUUGGUAUGCGGCGCUCAUGACGGUGACGGUGCUGGGCUACGCCGUGUCGCUCGUGGCCGUGGUGCUCUUCUUCCUGUUCUACGCCGGCCACGAGAGCUGCGUCGCCAACAAGGCCUUCGUCUCCGUCAACAUGCUGCUCUGCCUCGCCAUCUCCAUCACCUCCGUGCUGCCCAAGAUCCAGGAGGGGCAGCCCCGGUCGGGCCUGUUGCAGUCCUCCAUCAUCACCCUCUACACCAUGUACCUCACCUGGUCGGCGAUGAGCAGUGAGCCAGAGCGCACCUGCAACCCGAGCCUCAUGUCGCUGAUGACGACCAUCGCGGGGGGCGCGGGGGGCCACGUGAACGCCACGACCCCGGCCCCCACGACCUCCGCCGUGCCGCAGUCGCCGCAGUGGUGGGACGCGCAGAGCAUCGUCGGCCUGGUCGUCUACCUGCUGUGCGUCCUCUACUCCAGCAUCCGCACGUCGAGCCACAGCCAGGUGGGGCGGCUGACGCUGUCGGGAGACGAGUCGGUGCUGGUGAACGAGGGCGGCGCCGCGGACGAUGGCGUCGCCGUCAAGUCGGGGAGCGGGUCGGAGGGCGAGGAGGGCGACGAGGAGAGUGGCGCGGUGCGUCGAGCCCAAGACAACGAGGCCGGCGGUGUCACCUACAGCUACUGCUUCUUCCACUUCCUGAUGUGCCUCGCUUCGCUCUACAUCAUGAUGACGCUCACCAACUGGUACCGGCCGGACGUGGACGGCAAGACGAUGGUGACGUCCUGGCCGUCCGUCUGGGUCAAAAUCUCCAGCAGCUGGAUCUGCCUGGGUCUCUACACCUGGACCCUCAUCGCCCCGCUCAUUCUGUCCGACCGCGAGUUCGACUGAUGGGUCAUCGGGUCACCGGGUGCGCCACCAGGUCACUGGGUCACGGGCUGUACCCGGGGUCAGCACCGAUGCUUUUCACGCGCACACAAACGUACACGCACGUACAUACACGUACACGCACACACAUGCACGCGUACACACGCGCGCGCACAUGCAAGGCUAGGGUGGCCAGCUCCUUCGUCUCCCCAGUGGCGAUGUUUGUGCACAUCGCCACUGGGUACUCAUUUGAGGCUGGGUCGACCUCGGGGAGGCCCACGACCGGUUCAGAUAAUCGUCACCGGUGUUGGUGGCAGUGAGCGGGAAUCGAUCUUCUGUCGCCGGGUUCGUAGCGCAGCCUUGCACUAACCACUACACUACCACUCGACGCACGUGCACGCACACACACGCGCUCACAUAUUCACAUGCUCACUCGCGCACACACGUCUCCCUGCACCAAGGGGCUUUUUUUGUUUGUGGCUGGGUGUGUAGCGUUUCGGCAGGUUUCAGAGAGGGACGUUGGAUAUUCCACAUUCCUAUGGCAGGAAAGAUUUUGUCCAAAAGCUUAAGCCGCUUGUGUAUACUACCAGCAUCGUCGUGAAAGGAAGGAGCCAUGGUCAAUCCACUGCUGGCUGAAGGCUUCCCCGGUUGACCGCCGCCAACCUGCGGUUCUCGUACCCGCACACAAACACGGCGACACACACACACACGUUAACGUACGUUCGUGCGGCCCUCGUCAUAGGAAUGUGGAAUUUUCACCACUGGCUCUGCGCCACUGGAUAGAGAUUAGCGCAUUUUGUUUGUGCGUGGAAACGCAGUGAAUAUUUUUCUACGUGGUGAGUGCGCACGCACGCCGCACCGCACCUCCGACUAGCACGGUUGGCUACGUACGGUGCGAAAGAAGUUCAACAUACGUAAACACACACACGGGCACACACGCAGUAUAUACCAGGGGUGGCGAAACCAUGCCCCCCUGAUCACUUCAUAUACCACUGCUUCGAGACACAGCUUAUUAUUAACUUUGAAAUAUAACUUUAGUUGACACGUGGGGGGGAGGGGGAGGGGGGGAAAUCUGAGGAAGCAACCGCGGAUUUCUAAACUUUUUCAAUAGACAGGACCGUAACUUUGAUUCGAUACGAGGGGAGAAAAUCUGCGGAAGCGUCUAGAGCGCCGUCCCAGUGGCACUCGCGCUCGGGCGGCAGAAGCCAAGCAAUGGUUGGUCGCACUUGGGGCACGCUUCCGCAGAUCUCUACAGCCAACCGGCUUCAACAAAACCGGGGGUGGACUAUGACAACCCCAGUGUGGCUCUUGGCCCUAGGAGGUUCGGAGGCUCGGGAGGUUUGACCACCCGGUAGUGGUGGUGGUGGUGGCCGGCACUGGGCAUCGGCAACUCCCCAAGUAAGAGCUAAGGUGGUGGUGGUCACCGAGUGGUGGUUGAAGGGGGGGGGGGGGGUUCCAUUGCAUAUUAAAUAACAGGUGGUGUGUAAAAUGAGCUCAAAUAAAAAAUGC
Petromyzon marinus (sea lamprey) is the source of this 3129-nucleotide messenger RNA. RefSeq names its product serine incorporator 1-like. The record is from RefSeq and is a predicted model, not a curated record. Gene Ontology annotation, cellular component: membrane. NCBI's taxonomy places the organism in Eukaryota, Metazoa, Chordata, Hyperoartia, Petromyzontiformes, Petromyzontidae.